AUGUGGGCCCCUUUCCUUAUGCACUUGCCUGCCAGAAUUUUUUUUUAAAAAGCAGUUUUGUAUCUUCCCCCCUAGUUGGUCUCCUCCUUUCUUCCCACCCCCAAAAGCCAGAAGAGGAAGAAGCACAGGAAGCAAAGGAUGUUGCCAAGAGCAAGAGAAGGUCUCAGAGGAAGCAUCCCAACUUAGGGGAACAUCAGAGGUCUGGAAUCCCCCAGAGACACAAGCCCACUUGGGCAGGUGUUGGAGCCCUUUUUCCAAGCAUAGCACAGCCCACGCCACCUCCCAGGGGAGGUACUGGGCCUCCUACACAAUUUACUAUGGCCUGUCUAAACUGGCAUACGGUCAUCUCUGUAUUCAUUGUCGUGACUGUCAAAGCUGUUGGUACAACCUUUUUUCUCCUUUAUUUACCACAGAUAUUCCCUCCUGUCCUUGAAGAAAACUUCAACUCUACCAGCACAGAAAGAAGCACAACAGUGCUGUGGACAUCUCCCACUACCUUUGAAGACAAUUUCAAAUACUCCACCACUGAAGCCAGCAGAAUUGUUCCACAGACCUCACAUGUCACCUCUGAAAGGAACUCCAGAUACCUCACCACAAAGAACAGCAGAGCAGUCUGCCCUAUUCGGUGGGAUCUUCAUAAGGGGAGAUGCUAUUUCUUCUCUACCAAUGAAGGAAACUGGGAUGAUAGUCGGGACCAAUGCAUGAAUGAAGGGGCCACACUGGCAGUUAUCAACAACAUAGAGGAGCAGAAGUUUCUCCAAGAUAGAGCUGGCGUAGAGAUAUAUUUCAUUGGCCUUCGAUUCCAGAUUUCACUAGGAAGUUGGCAGUGGAUUGAUGGCUCAGAAUUCCUGAUCAACCAUCUAAAACACUUGCCAAAUUUUGACUGUGGGACCAUAGGGCUUGAUCCUGACGUGGACAUGGCAUCUUGUGAGACUCCGCAUCGAUGGAUAUGUGAGAAGAGGGCAUUAUAACACUCCUACAAUUUUGGCACAGUUCCCUAUGGUGAGGAGAAAGGGACAUACCCUCCCACACCCCCCCUCAAGGCCAUUGGGGAACCCUCAACUGGGGAUGGGCCUUUCAAACCUCCUCUUCACUCAGUGGAACACCUAUGUUCCUAAGAUAACACAUCAUCUUCUCUCAAUCCAGAAGAGCUGGCAUUGAUUAGAAUCAGAAAUGCCCAGGACUUCAAAAAAGAGAUUUGAAGUCAGAGAUUCUUGAAAACAAGUUCAAUAGGUGCUAUCUCUCUGUACAUUUGGUCACCCUAAGCUUAUGUACUUUAUUUUGGUAUAUUUUAUUUUUUGAUUAAUUGAUAAAACUGUUCCACACUAA
Molecule: messenger RNA, 1329 nt
Organism: Antechinus flavipes (yellow-footed antechinus)
Lineage: Eukaryota; Metazoa; Chordata; Mammalia; Dasyuromorphia; Dasyuridae
Gene: CLEC5A
Product: C-type lectin domain containing 5A
Exons: 8
Coding region: 318-971 (217 amino acids)
Biological process (GO): innate immune response
Molecular function (GO): virus receptor activity
Source: RefSeq, a predicted model, not a curated record